This is a messenger RNA of Anguilla rostrata (American eel), 7771 nucleotides long. Its product is annotated as zinc finger protein 664-like. The record is from RefSeq and is a predicted model, not a curated record. Lineage: Eukaryota; Metazoa; Chordata; Actinopteri; Anguilliformes; Anguillidae. The transcript is spliced from 7 exons. Bases 711 to 2774 code for a protein of 687 amino acids. Gene Ontology annotation, molecular function: DNA-binding transcription factor activity, RNA polymerase II-specific; RNA polymerase II cis-regulatory region sequence-specific DNA binding; catalytic activity. Gene Ontology annotation, cellular component: nucleus. Gene Ontology annotation, biological process: regulation of transcription by RNA polymerase II.
GAAAUACAAAGAAGAAGACAAGUAGCGCUCCAAUCCUCCUGAGUAGUUGAUUCCACAGUAUGCAGUUCCACUUAGGCUGCUCUUAAAGUAAUUCUGUGGAUUAUUCUUUUCCAGGUGGUUUCCAGGACCGCCAAUUCGAUGUCCCUGGCAGUCAUCAGAACGAAUUCGUUUCGAUAAAAAAUAGCUCUGGAAUGAUUUGCGUGCAUUCAUAGGCUACUUUCUUCACAUCAGCAGGCUAACGUACACGUAGCCACAGCGAUGGAAACUCUGAGCUACACAGAGAUGAAAAUGAAAGUUCGGGGGCCCAUGUGCAUAACAACACGCAUUGGAUCAUUGUUAAUCUGUUGCGAUAAAUCUAGUGGCCAGUUUAAACAAAGUCCAGUUCAGAUGGACAGACCUACAGUGGCAUAGAAGGACUACCUGGCUUCAUCAGCGAAAGAACACGCAUAAAGGGAAACGCGCUCGAAACAAGAACGGGACAAUCAAGAUACCAGCUGGAAUACGACAUCUUGAAUGGCACUGUUAAUACCAGCUGAAUGUUUGUUCCCAGGGGAAGCUAAAACUGUGUAGCGAAUGUCACACAAAUUGGUAAUAGAUACAGAAGAUACAGUGUGACUGUGUCAGGCUGUUGCACAGAAAAAUAAGAUCCCUCUCUCCCAGUUUCCGCCCUGUACCUGUUGGUUCCCCCGCUUCGACUCGUCUCCGCAGCCAUGUUGCAGGUGGUGCUGCAGCAAGACGUGCUGCAUUAUGGGAAACUGGAGGAGUUUGUGUCCGUGGUGACCAAGGCGGUCCCGGACCUGCUGAGUGACAGCCAGUGGACCCAGCUCACUCUGGGGCUGCAGGAAAGGGAGGGAUCUCCGGUGGGGUUUGGCUCCAAAACUGACGCAGCUCUGCAAGCUGUGUUUUGGGAGUUGCUCUCCAGACUGGAGCAACUGCUGCCGGUACCAGACCUCAGACAGACUGUGUCCUGGCUCAGUGCUGCCCCUUCUGUCCUGGAGGACUGUAUGCAGUCCAUUUCAAACUCACAGCAGUUGAAGACCGUUCUCAGGCACCACAGAAGCCUUGGAUGCUUGAACAGAACUGCACUUUCCUCCAUGGAUGAGUGUCCUCCAGUGUCCUCUAUGUCCUGUCCUCAUUUUGAAAGAGAUUCCACCAAGCCGACUGACACCAGCAGGCAAUCAGAUUACAUGUCUGACUUCAGAACAUUUUUGAGCGCCACCACUUCAGAGAUAAAGGCAGAAUCUCUGGCGGACAGCGCAUAUUGCACAGGGCUGGAGCCAAGAUCAAGUUUGAACAGAUGUGAAGCCAUGGAGAAGAGUGUGGAGAAGACUGGAUGUUUGAUGAGCCAGGAAGAGAACAUACUAAUCAACAUGAAGCUGGAGGAUGAGGACGAUGGGGAGGGACAGAGUGUGAAAUUGGAGAGGGUGGAUGGUGCAAGAGAUGAAGUGAGACUCAGGAUGGAGGAAGAAGCAAAGAGGGAUGAACAGGAGGAGGAGGACGUAACCCGGCAAGGCGUUCGGAAGAAGAAUGAAGGAAAAUCAGAAGGGAACCCUAGGGAAGUGGAUCCUCGCCAGCACCCUGAGAAGGUUCACCCAGAGGAGUACAGCAGGGCUCUGAGUUCUGGAGGAAACGAAGCACGGAAGCCACUGCCAAAUGCUCACAAGCACCCCGAACCCCCCAAAACACUCCCCACCCCAACAACGUCCCACACAGGCACUCAAGGGGCCCACGUGUGCUCCCAGUGUGGGAAAGGUUUCACUACGCCACACAACCUGACACGACACAAGCGAAUUCAUGAAGGGGAACGCCCUUACUGCUGCUCCCAGUGUGGGAAGAGUUUUUGUGAGUUGGCCGGCUUGAAAAUACACCAGCGAACUCACACCGGCGAGCGCCCGUACAAAUGCUCCCAGUGUGAGAAGAGUUUCAGUCAGUUGUCCGGCUUCAAUAUACACCAGCGAACUCACACAGGCGAGCGCCCGUACAAAUGCUCCGACUGUGGGAGGAGUUUCAGUGGGUUAUCCAGCUUGAAAGUACACCAGCAAACUCAUACAGGGGAACGGCGUUACCGCUGCUCCCAGUGUGGAAAGACUUUCGUUCAGUUGGGUAACCUGACCAUACACCAGCGAACUCACACAGGCGAGCGCCCGCACAAAUGCCCUGAUUGUGGGAAGAGUUUCACUGUGUUAUCGAGCUUGAAAGUGCACCAGCGAACUCACACGGGGGAACGGCGUUACCGCUGCUCCCAGUGUGGGAAGAGGUUCACGCAGUUGGGUAGCCUGAAAACACACCAGCGAACUCACACUGGCGAGCGUCCGUACAAGUGCUCCCAGUGUGAGAAGAGUUUCAGUCGACUGAAUGGCUUGAAAGUACACCAACGAAUUCAUACUGGCGAGCGCCCGUACAAAUGCUCUCAGUGUGGGAAGACUUUCGUUCAGCUGAGUAACCUGAACAUACACCAGCGAACUCACACAGGUGAGCGCCCCUACAAAUGCUCCCAGUGCGGGAAGAGUUUCAUUCAGUCGUCUGCUCUGACUACACACCAGCAGAGUCAUACGGGGUUACCUGCGUACACUUGCUCCCAGUGUGGGAAGAGUUUCACUCGGUUAUAUAAUCUGAAGAUACACCAGCUCACGCACACGGGGGUACGCCCCGACCCCUGCUCCCAGUGCGGGAAGAGUUCCUCUCGAUGGCACAAACUGAAGAUGCACCAGCAUUCUCACACGGAGGUAUGCCCUGAGCGUGAUCAGAGUCAGGCAACGGUUCCACUCAGUUAGUGUCUGAGUGGGGCUUUUACAAUCUCCGAUAAAACUCCUCCUUCCACGCUCUCUCUCUCAUUAUCACCAGACAGGAAGUGUGUACAAAGGCACGAGCAAUCGAGCAAGUGCAAUCGGCAACGAGCAAACCUGAUCGCGUGCAGUCCAAAACGAAAGUUCUGACCGGAGCGAGGAGCCGGUUUUCGUAAACGUGGCGGGUCGGCACGAGCGGCCCCUCCGAUCUCGCGCCAGAGUCGCCCGACUGACGCAGUUCGCUCUGGCAGAGCCGCAGGUAUUCUCUGUAUUCGCGUUGACAUCCCAACAAAGAUUGGGUAGCCAGCAACUGUGAGCUGGCGUUUCACUCGUUUCCUGAAAACGCUUGAAUCGUGUAUGAUUGGCGCCGCUGAGAUCGACGUAUCUCGUCCUUGGGUAAAAUCUUUGCUCGAUUGCUGAAAUCAAAGAUGGCGGAGUGCACAAGCUAAAGCUACCCUCUCAUUACUUUGAACUUUUGCCGUGUUUGUCGUCACUUGUUUUGAUCACUGAUGAGUUUCUCCAAAAUGUUAUAAAAUUGCUAUUGCCUCAUUUAUGUUUCUGUCAGGUGAUAAUUAGCUUAAUAGGCCAUUCACUGGCUGUGUGUCAGGUGGCAAAAAUGCUGCCUUUGAAGGCAGUAUUCCAAGGUGGGAGGGCCUCGAGGCACAUCUUAUUCGACAGUUGGCAAAAAAUGAUGCCUGCUAUGGUUUUGAAGGCGGCAUUGGAUGUAUCCGUCGCCGGGUAGGAUAUCCCAUAGGUCUUUGCAGUUACCUCAGGCUUCUUUGUUCUGUUAAAAUAAUGGCGGCUGAAAAAACACUGGCGGAGUUUGUUUACAAGUGCGAGUAUACACUGAACUCAAUUUCAUUGUAGAUGUAUUUUUAAAAAAUCUAAUCUUAAACUAUUUAAUACACUGGAAUAAUAAUUAAUUACACAUACAGUAAUGUGUUUAAGCCUUGAAGAGCUUGAACUAGCCACCUAACUUGCUUGUAAUCAUGCAUCGUAAUUGCGUGACUUUUUUGUGACUGCUUUCAUCCUGCUUUCAAAAUGCGUCCCAAACUCAUUGCCUUUUGAGGUUCAUUUUCUGUUAGCGCAUUAUCUUUGAAGGGAGCUCACUUCUAAGGAUGUAGGCAACGAGGCAGCUGCCUUCACUUUGAGAGGCGCCCACUGUUUACUAAGCGCAAGAAAACAAUUUCGGCCUUGUUGAGAACUGUUCGUACGUCUGUGAAUAUUUAUGGAAAAAUAAAUGCUCACAUUGAGGACAUUGUCAGUUGCAAAGGUUUAUUUUCCCAAGAUGUGAAGAAAUGAACACAAAAUAACAAAAUGAAUGGGUUAUUUAUUUCAUUGGAGAGGCUUUAUUAUGACAUCAGCAAACCUACGAUUCCAUUAUUAGCUUUAUCGCUAAAGUACUACAACUUUCAACUUUAUUGUCCUGAAGGAAAUUUGGUUUGCCGCAAGGACGACAGCACGCAACAUAGGAAACAUCACAUAAAAUAAGUACAGAAGAUACAAAAUUAAAAUCAAGAGACAAGCAAGACUGAAAGGAGUCACUCCUACCUGGCUCGAUAUGCAGUGCUACGUAUAUUUGAAAUGCAAGGAUGUUCAAGCUAAAAAGAACCCAUCCAUCAUUAUUUAAGCUUGUUCAUUAUUUUCAUGGCAGCUGCAACAAACCUACACUUACCUAUGUCAUCGGCCCCUGCAUGAACCAUGACUACUGGAUCCCUCCCUGCUCUGGCCAGGAGCUUGUCGGCACGCUCCGGGAGAUCUCCCACCUCGGCACCAGGUGGGCAACACGUCCUGAGGGAGUCCCUGUCACGCACACGGACUAAGCUGUCUAAGCGAGUCCUCCACUAUCACCAACUUCCUUUUCCUGAAGCAUGUGACUCAUCGGCCCUCCCAAACUCGGGCUCAAGGGCCAGAUUACUGCGAGGGCCUGGAAUCAUUUGGACGCCACAACCUCUGGAGAUGCCGCCCCUGUGUGGUAUACGCACCCUUUUCUGCGCUUGUCCCCUGCUGCCCACCCAACUCUCUCUCUCUCUCUCUCUCCCUGCCUGCUCUGGAGUCUUCCCCCCUUCCCAGCUGUGGCCAGCACACCGGUUCUUUAACCACUUAACUGUGGUUGGCCCUGUAACCAAGUGCUGACUUGAGUCAAAGGAAUCUCUAAUUGAGUAGCUUACGAGAUCCAGACAAGAGAAGAUGCACCAUAGCUGCUCUCAAUGAUCAAUUAACUGCAAGUCUACCAAGACACUGAUCAGCAGCUGAUCCACAUCACCCUAUAACCCUAUAAGUGCGGAGUCGAAGGAAUCUCUGAUUGAGCAACUUACAAGAUCUAGAAGAAAUAAUUGAAUUGGGGGAAAAAAACAUGCACUUAAGGACACAAGCAAACACCAUAGUGUUACAGUAUAUUCUAAAUGCCAGUAAAGUACUGCCAAUGCAUCUAUCCUCCAUGAGAGGGCAGUAGAAUGCAAGAAAUAAAUUCUCAGAACCAUGAAACCAUUUAUGCAAUCUAAUCUACAUUUGGGGGAAAGAUGUAUGAUUCUGUAAGACUCGGUAACUUGGUGAACAUAAGCCCAGUCUUCAGGUCAGAACCAGCAAUGGAUUUGGCAGUGGAGAUGGGGUGAAGUCACUGCAUUCUCUUAACAGGAAACAAAGUUAAAGGUGAAAAAUGUUCGCUUGCGGCGGUACAGUAGUUGGACUCGAUCACCCAUUACAUUACAGGCAUUUAGCCGAUGCUCUUAUCCAGAGCAACUGACACAACUUUUACGCAGCAUUUACACUGCAUCCAUUUAUACAGCUGAAUAUGUACUGAAGCAAUUAUCUUGCUCAAGGGGUACAACAGCGGUGUCCCACGCCCCACCAGGGAAUCAAACUGGUGACCUUUCGGAUACAUCACCUGCUCCUUACUCGCUAUGCUACACUGCCACCCCAUUGUAGACGUUCUCGUGCCGGCAGUGAAAGUUUAAUUUGCAACACAGCUGGCAAGACUCCUCGAGAUCUUGGUCAUGCCAGAUCUAUGGUUCCAACAGCCUCUUUGGCGUUGCUUAACCAGUAAUUACUGAGCUGCUAUAAGAUGUGUGUGGCACAUAUUACGUGCUGAAGUGUUUAGAUCGGAAGUGUUGGCUUCUCAUUUUGAAUAUCGGAACAGCCCUAGUGUUUGUCAAAAAAUGCUGUACUGAAUUCAACAAACUUGCCAACUUGCAAACAGCAUGGUGAUAAUUAUGAAUUCAUGGCAUAUUAUAGAGGAAUGUCAGCAUUUUUGUCAAAAUUUAAAUAGAUACAUUAAUGAAUAAAUAAAGGCACGGAUUGGACGGAUCAGUCCCUGAAGACAAAGUCGGGGUCGCUGUGACCUUCUGAUGGUGGUUCAGUCUGGCAUGGCAGUCUUUUAAAUUUUAAAAUGGGAUUGAGACAAUGGGACAGAGUGCACGAGAAGCAAGUUUGGCCCAGAGAGGUCCUCAACUUCUGUGAGCAUUUCAAAGAGAACCUAACGUGCCUGUCUAGAGGCGAGAGGGUGGGGCUCUUGAGAUUUAGCCAUUUGGUUGAUGGGUUACAUUACACUACAUGACAGGCAUUUAGCAGACGCUCUUAUCCAGAGCGACUUGGUACAGCUUCUCCCUGAUUUGGGGAGUUUGCCCAAAUCAGGCUCGAGUUGCGACGUUCACCGCGGCCGCUGCCGUAGAGUCUGGGCUUUCAACGCGGACUCGCCUGUGCGCUCCUCCGCAACGUGUCAUGUGGUCUCUGUCAUGUGAUCUGCGGCUUCCUAUCACAUCACACCGCAGUUCCCUAGUCGGGCCUCACACACACGUGAGCGGGAGCAGUUUAUGCGCAGCUCGAAUCUACACAAUUUGUGUGUAUUGCCUUUUAUUUAUUUAUUUAUUUAUUUAUUUAUUUUUGCACAUAUUAACCAAACCUGGGUCAAAUGCGUAUUUGUUUUGGAUUAAAAUACUUUUCUGUGCUCUGUUGAUCUUGCCUGGUGUAAUUGAGCCUGCCAAUAUGAUCAGAAGGUGGGGUUUGCACCUUUUGAGAGUAAUUUCAUUGGUUCCAAUAGACCAGACAAGAUCAGUAAAGCGUAGAAAAGUAUUUGAAUCCAAAAAAAUCCGUAUUGGACCAAGGUGUGAUAUUAACAUACAUUGUGCUGGAACAGUUGGAGCCGAUUUGCACACUAUAAUUUAUACAUCCUGAUGAGUCUGUGUAGGAAUAAAACUUUCUUUCUACACAACUUGUGUGGUCUGAUAGUGCAUAAUGUGUUAACUUUGCACAUCUUUGUGUUAAUCCAUUUGACACAAUUCCUGUGCAAACAUCAUUGACACACACUGAGUAUGUUAAAAUCUGUCCCAGAACGCACACAGUCAUGUGUAAGAAUUUGACACGGUUUGUGUCAUUUUUAACACAUCCUUUCUAAGACUGUGGAGAUGCCUGCCGCAAUAUCUGCUCAACUGAGGGAGGGGGAGGUUAUUUUUUUUCUGGAGCUUGCCCUUUGUCUCUGAUAUAGAGAGCAUCUAGCACUGUAACAAGCUUGAACCUGAACACCCCUGGGCCUCCCCCCUCUACUACAUGACCAGGUCAAGCUAUUCCACACAUUGAGACAUCUCCGUCUGAGGAAAUACUUCCUGGUAUUCGUGUGGAAUCUGCCUUUUGCUAAAAUUCACCUUUGUGACAGUUUCCCUGCGAAAAGGCUGUACAAAUAAAAUAGAAUUUAAUUGACGUGAGUGUUGGGUCUGUAAUUGUGCUUGUUGUGCUACGUUUCUGACAGAGUGCAGAGGCUGAGAUCUCCUUAGCAAAAGUUGCACUAAAGCUUUUAUUUCUCUAUUCAACUCCAGAAAUUGUAUUUUGUGUUCAUUAUAAAAAAUUUUUUUUUUUUUUUUUUUUUUACUAUGCAAUGAAAGUCAAAUAAGCUAAUGAAUGCGUGGACUUGACUUAUUUGUUCAUAUCACAAAUUGCCAAUUUAUCCGGUUUGUAUUAAAAUAAAACAAUGAUAUUUCAUUUUAAAUGUC